Cyanistes caeruleus (blue tit) is the source of this 894-nucleotide messenger RNA. Lineage: Eukaryota; Metazoa; Chordata; Aves; Passeriformes; Paridae. The record is from RefSeq and is a predicted model, not a curated record.
GGGGUGCUGGUGUGACCCCUGUCUCUUGGCAGCUGGGGCAUGGCCGUCAAUGUGUACUCGACAUCGGUGACCAGCGAGAACCUGAGCCGCCAUGACAUGCUGGCCUGGGUCAACGACUCCCUGCAGCUCAACUACACCAAGAUCGAGCAGCUUUGCUCAGGGGCUGCGUAUUGCCAGUUCAUGGACAUGCUGUUCCCCGGCUGCGUGCACCUGCGCAAGGUGAAGUUCCAGGCCAAGCUGGAGCACGAGUACAUCCACAACUUCAAGGUGCUGCAGGCCGCCUUCAAGAAGAUGGGAGUGGACAAAAUCAUCGCGGUGGAGCGGCUGGUGAAGGGCAAGUUCCAGGACAAUUUUGAGUUCAUCCAGUGGUUCAAGAAAUUCUUUGACGCCAACUACGAUGGGAAGGAGUACAACCCGCUGCUGGCGCGGCAGGGCCAGGACGUCGCGCCCCCCCCUAACCCAGGUGAUCACAUCUACAACAAACCCAAGAAACCCAUUGGCACUGCAGUCCCCCAGAGGACCUCCCCCACGGGCCCCAAGAACACCCCGAACCCAGCCCGCCUCGGCAACGUGCCCAGCGGCAUCCUACGGAAAAACUCGCCCGCCGCCCGCAACGGCGGCACCGAGGCUGACGCGCAGAUCCUGGAGCUCAACCAGCAGCUGAUGGACCUGAAGCUGACAGUGGAUGGGCUGGAGAAGGAGCGGGAUUUCUACUUCAGCAAACUGCGGGACAUUGAGCUCAUCUGCCAGGAGCACGAGAACGAGAACAGCCCCAUCAUCACCGGCAUCGUCAGCGUCCUCUAUGCCACGGAGGAGGGCUUCGCCCCACCAGAGGACGACGAGCUGGAGGAGCAGCCGCCAGAGGACCAGGACGAGUACUAGCCCCGGCCCGCG